Molecule: messenger RNA, 347 nt
Organism: Orbicella faveolata
Lineage: Eukaryota; Metazoa; Cnidaria; Anthozoa; Scleractinia; Merulinidae
Product: cytochrome b-c1 complex subunit 2, mitochondrial-like
Cellular component (GO): mitochondrion
Molecular function (GO): metal ion binding
Source: RefSeq, a predicted model, not a curated record
UGCAGGUAAUGAAGUCUGUAGUUGGCCAGUUUUCCAAAGCUUCAAAGGGAGACAUCUCUGAUCAGGACAUCACACGAGCAAAAAAUCAGAUGAAAGCGCAUCUUCUUAUGAACAGUGAAAGUCAGGAUACGAUGUUUGAGGACAUUGGCUUUCAGAUAUCAACCAAGGGAAGUUACACAUCACCUCUAGAAGCCGCCACGGCUGUUGAUUCUAUUACCAAGACCGAUGUCUUGACGGUAAGAAAUACUUCAUUUGAAAUGAGAUAUUCCGCGUGUAAGAAGUUGUUACAUGGGGAGAACGUCCAUUUUAAACAGCAACUUCGAAACUGUUAAUUUAGAAAGUUUAAA